Messenger RNA from Columba livia (rock pigeon), 2839 nucleotides. It is a transcript of the gene MANSC4, whose product is annotated as MANSC domain containing 4. The record is from RefSeq and is a predicted model, not a curated record. The transcript is spliced from 5 exons. Gene Ontology annotation, molecular function: serine-type endopeptidase inhibitor activity. Gene Ontology annotation, biological process: epithelium development; epidermis development; extracellular matrix organization. The coding region runs from base 523 to 1533 and encodes 336 amino acids. Gene Ontology annotation, cellular component: plasma membrane. Lineage: Eukaryota; Metazoa; Chordata; Aves; Columbiformes; Columbidae.
GGUCCGGGAUGGCAGCCCCAGCCGGCAGCUCUAGCCUCCUGCCAUAAAUGUACCUCUGCACCUCUGCAGAGGGGGAAUAUUCUCGAACCACGCAGUCAGGAAAAGAAAAAAAUAGGGUAUAUUUACAUCUCUUUUACUGAAAGAUCUGCAAAGACAUCCAUGUUCUCACAGAAAACAAGCAACUGCCUUUUUCUUUUCCUGGAAGAAAUUUGAGAAACUUGAUGAAAAGUAUUACUAAAUAACACGGACUGCUGGUCUGAUACCGACCACAGACUCCCUACUAACAGUAAAAGUCUCUUGAUCCCUCCUUGCAGAGCACAUGGAACAGCUGGUCACUGGUUUGCAGCAGCUGCCCAAACAGCAUAAUGGAAAUUGUUUGGAAAAAACAUCCCCUGGCUCACGUCCCUGGCAGAAUUGGCAGUAUCCUCAACACCCAAGAGCUUGUCUCUUAAAACAUGGUCCAAACUUUAGAGCAUCUGUCGAGGAGAAAGUGCGCUGAUUAAAGCCCGUCACGUUGAAGAGAUGAUUCUGCUGGUGGCCAUAGCAGAAGUGCUGUUGGUCUUGGGUAUGGCUGUGGAGUCAGACUCUCUCUGCUCACCCAUGACCUUUUACAAGAACUGCUGGAUCCGUCGCUUCCCAGGUCUUCUGAUUGACCUGCAGGAAUCGCAGAAGAGGGGAGCCCAAGUGUUGAAGAUUUAUGCAGAAGUCUCACCCCAACAGUGCAGCAGAACCUGCUGCCUUCUGAGGAAUGUUUCCUGCAAUCUGGCAGUGUUUUACCAUGGAACUAUUCAUGAGAACAUGAAUUGCCUGCACGUGUCUUGCCCAGCAUUGGAAAGUUGCAUACUAAAGGCUAGAAUCAAUGUCAUUUUGUACAACAUCACAACAGGGGUUGAUCCAGAUCUUAUUAUCUUUGAAAAACUGACAUCUAAAGAUCCAAAUAUUCACUCUUCACCAAGUAAAAAUGAAAAGCAAAACAGCACAAAGACCACCGAGUGGGAAAGAUGCCAGCAUCAUAAUGCCACAUCAAGUUCUCUUCUGCUCCAAACUCCGUCUUCUACGACUAGCCAGAGCCCAACAGCAACCACUUACACCUCCAGCACAAGUCUGAUGGUCCAAAAAACUGAAGUUACUAGUUAUUCUAGGCCAGAAACCUUUCCACUGGAUGAUCAUUUUGCUAAGUGGACAAGCACAACUUCAGUAAGCACCAAGUCAAUCACCAGCUCAGACAAAAAGACUUUACACUCAACUUUGACAUCCAAGUCUGCCAAGGUAUUAUCCCACAUGCCCACUCCUCCCCGUCUGAACAGCAGUAAGCAACACUUGAAUGAAACCAAAGGCUACAGCGGUAGGAAUUAUACUUCGGACAAUGAGGCACCUGCUUGGGAAGCUGCAGCUUUAAGUGUCUGGUUGAUUCCUGUUGUUCUUUGCUCAUCUAUCAUCUUCCUUUGCUGUUGUACUGUUGCUUUCACAGCAGGGCGUUGCAGAAACAAGAGAGGUCAGUAUAAACCCGUAAGGAGAAGAACAAUGUUAUGACAAUUCAUAAAAUAUACUACUGUCAAAGGUAAUUUGUAAAAUAAUGUCGACAUCCUUGUUUCAGAACAAACAGCUUUUUAAAAAUGAAGCAUGUAUACUAGCUUAUUUCUUUUACAGAACCAAAGAUAAUUUUUUUAACUGAUGGCUUCGGAAUCUCCCACUUGUAACUUAAUUCUCUACAGAUGAAACACAACUGCCUUGUCCCUUUACAUAAGAAAUACACACUUACAGCUCUCCGUGCGUUCUCAGAGGUGUUAGAGCACAUUUUGGUUCAUAAUCUAACCCUGACAAAAGGCUAACAUACAGUAUACACUUUCCCUAACUUAAGUGAGCAGCUUCGCUGCAGCUGUAUGUAUCCUUUCCCCUGACUUUAACCUGAGAAAAGUAUAAGUGUAAUCAGUAAAACCGAAUGGUUUUAUAGUAUCAUAAAAUCAUUUAACUCUAAUAAUCCUUUAAUUGCUUAGGAUCUCAUUGUUUCUGUAAAAACUGACCAUUUUUCUCUAACUAAAUUCUAGAUUCACCUUUUUUCCCUAUUUAUCCCUAAUAUUGAGAUAAAACAAUUUUACCAGCACUCUUUACUUCUUCAAACAAAAGCACCUAAAAGAACCCAAGUCCCCCAAACUACUGAACUCCAUUAACUCCUACCACAAAAUCUGAUCACUCAAUCUUUAUGCUUUACUCUUACCCCACUUCUCACGUCACUCUUCUGAUAACAAACACUUCAACUGUUUUUCAAGCCCUCGUAGAAGCACCUUCACACUUCAAGUGCUUUUGUAAAGUUACUUGCUUUGCAAUGCAUUGACAAAUCCAUUCUCUUACUGGCUAAGGAAAACACAAAUGUGGCUAACAUUUGUUCAUGCCUUGCAAUCACAGCAUCAAUCUGUGCUGUCCACCUUGACUUGCUUGUUCUUGCCUACUUGUAUUUAUCCUUUACAUCAUUCACUUUUUAAAAUGGGAAUAUUAAUUUAAUGUAUGUUGCACAGGAAUAGACAAUAUGUUUUGAAAGCUAUAGAAUUUAGCUUUAUAAUAAAAAAUCCCUUUUUUGUACUCUGCUCAUAAAAGUGCUCCUCCUGAAUAUAAAUCAAGUGACUAGAUCAACAAGGUAGGAAGGUAUUUCCUUGCCUUACCUUACUCAGGAAGUUUGCUUUUCAACAGUAAUCAGAAUUGUUCUUCCCUUUUUAAACUUGUUGAUGGCUCAGAGUUUCUCACUUUCUUCACUUGCUGUAAGAAUUUUCUAUUGCCCAGACAAGUGUAAAUGUUAUAAAAGGAAAGAAUAAAACUGAUUGUCAUUCUAUGUGGCAGAAAA